Messenger RNA from Plasmodium yoelii, 405 nucleotides. Its product is annotated as conserved Plasmodium protein, unknown function. Bases 1 to 405 code for a protein of 134 amino acids. The transcript has 2 exons. The record is from RefSeq and is a predicted model, not a curated record. NCBI's taxonomy places the organism in Eukaryota, Apicomplexa, Aconoidasida, Haemosporida, Plasmodiidae.
AUGGCAUUAAAGCAAGAUUAUAAAAAUUCAAUUAUAGAAAAAAUGUUUACAUUGAACAAAAUUUCGAAUUCCCAAUAUUAUGAAAAUAUAAUAAAUGAAAAAAAAAAAUCAGAAAAAUUAAUAAAUAUAAAUAAUAUUAAAAAUGAUUUGCUAAAUCAAGAUCUGUCCUUGGAUAUAUGCCAAAAAAAAAAAGACUACUAUUUAAAUACAAAAAGUACAAAUAACAUUCAAAAUUAUUUUUAUUUUUAUGAUUAUCGUAAAUGUAUUUAUAAUCUUGAUGGAAAAAUAUAUAUGGAUAAAAACCCUAUUCAAAUAUUAAAUAAUAACAAAGAAAGAGAUUCCCGAUUGAAUGAACCGAUUCCCAUACACAACUACAACUCAUUUAUAUAUGCCUACAAUAUAUGA